UAAAAGUAGGACGAUGACUAUAAACGCACUCGGAAUGCAGAAGACCAGUUUAGUCGUACCUGUUAAUCAUACCACGUCGCAGUGUGUUGUUCGUACGGUCUUCUUGUAGAAGUCGGCUAUCGUAAAUAACCGUUGCCCGUAUAUCCAGCUUAAAAUGAUAAAACAAAUAUUUUUGUUUGUUUUUGGAUUGACAAUUGUUGUAGCACAGAGAAGAUUAGCAUUGCCAGAUCCACGAAGUUGUUCCAGUAGAAUUCGUCAUGCUUCAUAUCGAGAUGCCCGUGGUGUUACGCAUUCCUAUUUUUUCAGCUGGGAACAUGCCCCCACUAAAAGUUUAGAAGUAGAUUGGCUUGAUGCGAGAAACAUUUGUCGUAGACAUUGCAUGGAUGCGGUAAGUUUAGAAACGCCACAAGAGAACGAGUUCGUUAAGCAAAGAAUAUCUAGAGGAAAUAUAAGAUACAUUUGGACAUCGGGACGAAAAUGUAACUUUAAUGGAUGUGACCGUCCUGAUUUAGUACCUGCUAAUGUAAACGGUUGGUUUUGGUCUGGUUCUGGUGCAAAAAUUGGCCCAACUACUCAACGUAACUCUGGUGACUGGAGUCACACUGGAGGAUUUGGGCAAGCACAACCAGACAACAGGGAAGCACCACAAGGCAAUGAUGAAUCAUGUUUAGCUGUAUUGAAUAAUUUUUACCAAGACGGAGUGAAGUGGCACGAUGUCGCAUGUCACCAUUUAAAACCAUUUGUGUGCGAAGACAGUGAUGAACUUUUGAACUUUGUUCGUUCCCGUAACCAAGGAAUUCGUCUAUAAGAUGCUUUGACAUUUUCUAUUUAAGUAAAUUAUAUUGUUAGUAUAUUCAUUAAAGCACAAAAACAAAUACUUAGAAAAAUCAAUUUACAAUGAUAUUUAAGUACACCCCAAGCCUAUAAUACAUAUUAUAUAAGUAGUUU
Messenger RNA from Rhopalosiphum maidis (corn leaf aphid), 948 nucleotides. RefSeq lists its product as uncharacterized. The coding region runs from base 155 to 808 and encodes 217 amino acids. The transcript is spliced from 5 exons. The record is from RefSeq and is a predicted model, not a curated record. Lineage: Eukaryota; Metazoa; Arthropoda; Insecta; Hemiptera; Aphididae.